Messenger RNA from Fraxinus pennsylvanica, 1626 nucleotides. The record is from the annotation of a GenBank genome assembly. Lineage: Eukaryota; Viridiplantae; Streptophyta; Magnoliopsida; Lamiales; Oleaceae.
AUGGAACCACGAAGCCAAAAAUCGAUAUUUAUGAAGAAAUUACACCCAAAAUAUGCUACUGGAAUUCCAACCAACUCAGGAGUAUAUUCUAUGGACAGACCUCCAAAAGGACUUUUACUUGAUCCGGCUACCCAAUACAGUGUUACACCUCCUCCUUCCCACGAAUAUUUCAAAAUCAGAAAGAGCAGAGCAAAUUCAGUAAUCCUUAGGAUGAAUAAAUUUGGAGAAUGGAUGGACAAUUUUGCUCAAGGAAUCGGAGAGCAUGUGAAAUUAGGACCCAAAUUAACAGAAACUUUGAAAGGGAAGUUGAGGCUGGGGGCAAGAAUCCUUCAAGUAGGCGGCCUGGAUAAAAUUUUCAAGCAGAACUUCAGUGUUAGCAAUGGUGAAAAGCUUUUAAAGGCUUCUCAAUGCUAUUUAUCGACCACAGCUGGGCCGAUCGCAGGCCUCCAAUUUAUUUCCACUGAUAAAGUUGCCUUCUGCAGUGAGAGAUCAAUUAAACUCUCUUCUCCAACUGGAAAACAGCUUAAAAUACAUUACAAGGUCACGAUCCCACUAGCGAAAAUAAAGAGAACCAAUGAAAGCGAAAAUGCAGAAAAACCAAGGCAAAAAAAAUCGACAUUUGUGAAUAAAUUAGAUAAGAAAUAUGCUAUAGGAAUUCCAAUAAACUCCAUGGACAGAUCUCCAAGAGGACUUUUAACCGAUCCUGCUAGCCAAUUCAGUGUUAUGCCUUCUCCUUCCCAUCAGUAUUUCAAUAUCAGACACAGUAAAGCACAUUUAGCAAUCCUUAGGAUGAAGAAACUUGGAGAAUGGAUGGAUAAUUUUACACAAGGAAUCCGAGAGCAUGUGAAACUGGGACCCAAAUUUACAGAAACUGUAAAAGGGAAGUUGAGGCUCGGGGCAAGAAUCCUUCAUGUAGGUGGAGUGGAAAAGGUUUUCAAGAAGAUCUUCAAUGUUUCCCAUGGUGAAAAGCUUUUAAAGGCUUCUCAAUGCUAUUUAUCGACAACAACUGGGCCGAUAGCAGGCCUACUGUUCAUUUCCACUGAUAAAAUUGCCUUCUGCAGUGAGAGAUCAAUUAAACUCUCUUCUACAUCAGGAAAGCUGCUUAAAAUACAUUACAAGGUCGUAAUCCCUCUAGGUAAAAUAAAGAGAGUUGAUGAAAGUGAAAAUGCAAAAAAACCAAAGCAAAAGUAUGUGCAAAUAGUUACCGAGGACAAUUUCGAGUUCUGGUUCAUGGGAUUUCUAAAUCAUCAAAAAGCUUUCAAGUAUUUGCAGCAGGCAACCACCCAAGAUCCAUCACUAAAAUUCAAGAUCCAACAACUGCUCUUUUCCGGUUUCCUCUAUAUAAAGAGUGAAGAAGCAUUGCUGGAUCCCAGAAAGCUUCUUGUAUCUGACUCAUCAUUGAUGUCUUCGAACAUUUCAUUACUUACAAGCGAAGCAAGGAGAUAUCCGAAAGGACUUUUAUCAGAUUCUGCCAGUCAAUACAGCGUUGCGCCUUCUCCUUCCAAUGGAUUUUUCAAAAUCAGAAAGAGCAGGACAAAUUCAGGAAUCCUUGGGAUGAAUAAAUUUGGAGAAUGGAUGGAUAAUUUUGCACAAGGAAUCCGAGAGCAUGGUAAUGCCUUGGCCUAG